AAAGUUACAUUAGCUUGUACCAUCUGUCGCAAAAAGAAAGUAAAGUGUGAUGGUGUUCAGCCUACUUGUUCUAGAUGCGAUUCGGUUGGCAUCGACUGUCAAUACUCGGACCCUCCAAAGAAGCGAGGCCCACCUAAGGGAUAUGUUGAAGUGAUCACCAACCGCGCUCAUAGGAUCGAG
Molecule: messenger RNA, 180 nt
Organism: Mycotypha africana
Lineage: Eukaryota; Fungi; Mucoromycota; Mucoromycetes; Mucorales; Mycotyphaceae
Exons: 1
Biological process (GO): regulation of DNA-templated transcription
Cellular component (GO): nucleus
Molecular function (GO): zinc ion binding; DNA-binding transcription factor activity, RNA polymerase II-specific; DNA binding
Source: RefSeq, a predicted model, not a curated record